Molecule: messenger RNA, 492 nt
Organism: Trypanosoma brucei brucei TREU927
Lineage: Eukaryota; Euglenozoa; Kinetoplastea; Trypanosomatida; Trypanosomatidae
Exons: 1
Coding region: 1-492 (163 amino acids)
Biological process (GO): succinate metabolic process; mitochondrial respiratory chain complex II assembly
Cellular component (GO): mitochondrion; mitochondrial intermembrane space
Source: RefSeq, a predicted model, not a curated record
AUGCGAGCGAGGCCCUCUUGGCAUUUACGCCUCAACAAAAAUCGUGAUGAUGUAACCACCUUUCGUGGUUUCCCCGCUACUGCCCGUAGCUGCUGCAGCAUCGGUAGCAUCAGUGGGCUCCAGGCCCUACCCCAUCCAAUGGAGUUGAGUUCUGUAGAAUACCGCAGCGAAGGAUGGACACAUGCCAUAUGCCGCCUUUACCGCACUUUGUAUAAGUUGCAUGCAAAGCAGUUGCAUCCAAUUCAGCGUGAGUUUGGUGAUCGGUUCGUGCAGACGGAGUUUCAGCGUCACAUAGACGCAAGCGAGAAGCAUGCGCGUAUCUUUUAUCAAUCAUGGUAUUCGUAUGCCGUACAGCUUUUAGUAGGGCAAACCUCUCGGGAUAUGACGGCCGAAGAGCAACAACAACUGACACCAGAACAAAAAGAGACCAUGCGGAGGCUUCGUAGCCACGUACUGCAAGCAAAACAAAGCGAACCGGGGUUUCACUUGUAA